AUGUCAUCUUCAAUGUCACCCAAACUCCCGACUCUGUCACCAUCUACAUCCAAGGACGCCACCCUAGCCCCCUGGCUCACCCAGUUGUCGGGCCCACAGUCCGACUCGAUCUCGGUACCGUCGUCGGCUGCGCCGGAGACCCUUCGAGCCUUCAUCGACCCUCAUCAUUCACCAGGCAGCGCCGAGGAACAGGAUGACGAUCCUGACUUACCCGCUCUAGAAGGGGGGUUCAGAAAUUUGAGUGUCAGCUCCGAUGGCACCAUCGAUUCUCUUCUUGGUGAGUCCUACACUGCCCGCUUUCAAUGAGCACGGCACGCAGUUGCCUGAACGGCCUUUUCGCGCUUGGGGACUGACCCAUUAACCAUGUGUAUCGACCCCGUUGGCCCGCCUUCUCUUAUUUUGGACUUUCAGACGAGGCUGUGACACCUCCUCAAUCGCCCAGACUAUGCGACAGCGCUCAUAUGACUCCGCCAACGGUCUCGAUUCGACGCCCUUCGACGGAUCCUGAUCACGACGAGUUGGCAGGACCAAUCUUCUCGGAAGCAGGGGUCGCGCCGUGCUGGACUCCAGAGUACUCGACUUUUAAGAAGCCGGCUUUGCUCGAAGUCACUCCUCCAACCCCGCCUCGCGGACAAGCCGAGUGCCCGUCGGACGGCGACUCCCUUUCCCCGACCUCGCCGACCAAAUAUUCACCCGGGUUGGCUACUCGUCGCGCGCAGAAGGGCAAGCUGUCGACUCGUGCGCUGCUGUCUUUGCAAAAGAUGCGGUUCGAGUCGCCGCCCGAGGCGGGUCCAGGACUGGGUGUCGGACCCGGAUCUGCUGGCUUCGACGGUCUCGGACGAACGCCCAGCCCUCGACUGGAAGAUUUCUCCAGUGCCGGCAGCGGAGCCGGAAUGGUCUUCCGCCUUGCUCUCGGACUCGGUGAGGAGAGGAGCUCCAUCACUCCGACCCAAGAUGUGUUCGGACUCACUCCAGUCGAUGUACCGAGGACCCCGUCCCUGCUCGCUUCGCCGACACGACUUCGCCACCAGAGGUCGUGGGACUCCUCUGCCCGCGAUGCGCCUUGGCCUCUCGCGGAUAGCCUCCCCAAUUUGUCGUGCUCGCCCACGAAUAGGUCGCCUGCAUUGCGACCGCUCAGGUUCUCCUCGCCCUUGCUGUCAGCUUCACCUCGCGAUCGCCAACAGGGGUUCUCAUCCCCUUCGACCCCUCAACUCGGUGGACCAGCUUCUCCAAGCUUGUCACGCUCAUCCGCUUUCGCAUCCGCGUUCAAUCACGGACCGUUGGCACCCCUCACGCCAUCGCACAUGCCCGGUGCCCCUCUCCUCACCAGCGGCUCGCAAUUCGAUUGGCACUCAUACGCGGUUCCCGACUCCCCGGUCGGCGCACCCACUCAAGGGAAUGUCUCGCCACUUUUGUACUCCCCGGUCAUGCUGAGCAGACCGUACAUAUGCUCGACACCACCUUUGUCAACUGAUCGACCCACGUUCGGAUCUCGACCCAACUCGCUCUACAAGAUACAAUCAUCGCCCUUGUGCGGAUGA
Molecule: messenger RNA, 1541 nt
Organism: Microbotryum saponariae
Lineage: Eukaryota; Fungi; Basidiomycota; Microbotryomycetes; Microbotryales; Microbotryaceae
Source: the annotation of a GenBank genome assembly